GACACACGGGGAGAUGAUCGGCAACUCUUCUCUCUAUGAAAAUGCCACUAGAACGUUGAAUUGCAGCACAGGCUACAGCCCCCGUAACACCACAAACGUAGUUAGCAAAUGUGCAAAUGGCCAAUGGACGAAAAUAACGGAAUGUGUUAAAGACUGUCCGUCAUUUAUCACUCCAAAGAAUGGAACCGUUGAAGGUGAUUCGUUAAAAGUCGGGUCUACACGAAAUCUGACAUGUGUCGAACAAAAUGGAUACCAGCUGCUUAACAGUAGCGAUAAGACAAGCGUUUGUGAUAACGGCACUUGGUCAGCAAUGACGAUAUGUGUACCUGCUCAGUGUAAUAAACCACAGAAUAAAGUACAAAAGACUUCGAAGUGGAACAAUUCCCAGUACCUGUUCCAUUCUCAAAAAGAAACAAUUACGAAUGCUGAAGAUAUUUGCAAGAUAUGCGGAGGUCAUGUGAUCAUAAUCGAUGACGAGAAUGAACAAAAUUGGACUGUGAGCGAGUUACGCCCUUUUGCAACAGGUGAGGAUUAUUCUGUCUGGUUAGGAAUAGAAAACGACGCAGGAAAUCGCACCUAUAGGAAACAUGAACAUGAUAAAACAGAAUUGUCUUACACAUAUUGGGAUAAAGGCCAACCAAACAUCGAAACAGAGAAGUGUGUUAUCUUUGGAAAACUUCAAGAAUGGAGAUGGUCGGAUGUCGGAUGCUCCCAAUUAGUAAAACAUUUUGUAAUAUGUGAACUACAUAUCUGAUUAUAUUUUCAUAGAUGUGUAUUAACUUGUCUGUCAUUUUUUAAACAACUUUUCAAGCAAGGCAAUCUGAAAACAAGUUGUAAAGUGUGGUAUAUGUUGUGUGACAAUUUCAAUGGCCACAUAGAAGCAAACACAAAUUGAUACUCAGAUAUUCAUAAUAGUUGUCAUUCCAAGUAAAGUAUUUAUGUAUGCACUUACCGAAGGAAUCUCGAUGAAAAUGUAAUGCUCGAUUUUAAAACUAUUGUUUUGUCAACGCAUGUAUUUGUGUAGUUAUUGUACGAGAACUAUAUAUGCAUUCACUCCGUCCCUCUGUAUGCAACGUGCUUUAAUCAGCACGAAUAAAUGCCGCAUCUGAUCAUAAUACAACGAUAUGGCGUCGAUUCGAGUGAAUGGCUCCUUAUGCAUUCAUACAAAUCAAACAUAUACUUUUCAUCGAGACUAAAGUGAAUGAAAUAAGGCAGUAAACAAGGCUGAACAUGACAAGUGUAAUAACAUUUAGGUUAUAUUUUACUAUAAUUUUAUAUUGUACCAUAACACAAGUAUAUUUUUGUUUAAUAUAUUAUACAGAAAUGGUUAUUUGUAGCGAUUAUGAUAGAGCGCGUUUUAUCACGUGCAUUUCAUUAAACAAUUUCCUUAUUUCUUGAAAAACAUUCUUAAAACAUUACGUUCUGACAUAAUUAUUGAA
Messenger RNA from Dreissena polymorpha, 1439 nucleotides. Its product is annotated as perlucin-like protein. NCBI's taxonomy places the organism in Eukaryota, Metazoa, Mollusca, Bivalvia, Myida, Dreissenidae. The coding region runs from base 14 to 754 and encodes 246 amino acids. Gene Ontology annotation, molecular function: signaling receptor activity. The transcript is spliced from 5 exons. The record is from RefSeq and is a predicted model, not a curated record.